This is a messenger RNA of Drosophila innubila, 933 nucleotides long. Its product is annotated as trypsin alpha-3. The transcript has 3 exons. Bases 106 to 900 code for a protein of 264 amino acids. Gene Ontology annotation, biological process: proteolysis. Gene Ontology annotation, molecular function: serine-type endopeptidase activity. Lineage: Eukaryota; Metazoa; Arthropoda; Insecta; Diptera; Drosophilidae. The record is from RefSeq and is a predicted model, not a curated record.
AAAAAGUUAAUAAAUUUCUUGAUAAUAGCGUUGACCUUAGCUCACAAGAUUGUGGUGAGGUCAGAACGUGUAAAGCGAAUCGCUACACCAAAUUUUGAUGAAGAUAUGUAUCGAACUCUGCCUAAAUAUGUGGUCUCCAUAAGGUCGCGUACUCCGCAAAAAUACUUUGGCGAUAAUCAUUUCUGUGGCGGAAGCAUAAUAUCUCCCAUAUUUGUGAUAACAGCCGGACAUUGUGUCAUGGAUAAUCGCAAAAUCAUGCAUCGAAGUCGAGUCUUGUUGGUCGUCGCUGGAACUCCGAACCGACUUAAGCAUGUUCUCGGUCGGACUUUAAAUGUGCCGAUUAAAAAGAUACUUGUGCACACAAACUUCACAUUGUAUAAUACAAACAAUAUUGCGAUCAUCAAGUUAGCUCAAGAUCUCCCCAUGAGCAACAAAUAUGUUGGCAUUGUCAAGUUGCCCAGUAGACCACCACACUAUGGUAACCUUUACCGAGUUCUGGGCUGGGGACGAGUGUAUGAGGGGGGUGCUCUGGCAUCCAGAAUUUUGUAUAUCGAUGUGAAACUGCUGGAACCAUCGGUUUGUCAAUCCUUUAUUAAAUAUUUCUCGACAGAGAUGUUAUGCGCGGGUAAUUUUAAUAAGAGUGACGAAGAUCCAUGUCCAGGCGAUUCUGGUGAUCCAUUCCUUGAGGGCACAACGCUCUAUGGCAUUGCUACCUAUACUAUUGGAUGUGGUAACUACGACCUUCCCUCGGUCUAUACGAAUGUGUAUCAUCAUCUCGACUGGAUUAAUGAGAUGAUCGCCAUGAAUGUCAGUCAGAAAAGAUUUGAGCAAUCUUUGUGCAUAUUCAUAUUGCUAAAUAUUUUUAUACCAUUUACUACUUUUUUAAUCGGAUUUAUGUGAAAUUUGUAGAAUAAACGAUUACAAUUAAACUAC